AUGUCGUAUAUUGAGCCACCCACGCUCACCAACAUUCGAAAGCGCAAGCGCUCAGUCCGGUCGGCGUCGGUGGCGUCCAGUGUCGUCUCCCAUCUGCCGCGCGAUGCCAUUGAUCCGCACAGCUACGGCCCGUCUGCGCGGCGACAGCUCGUCGUCGCCGGCCUGACCCACUCAGAUCGUCUGCCGUCCGACUAUGUCGAAGGUUUCCCCCACCGGCCGCUGCCAGAUGGUGUCGGUGGCGACGCAGUGGACGAUGCCAAGGGGGACAAAGACAAGCAUGGGUUUGGAUCUGGAUUCGGGUUUGACGGUGACGGCAGCAACGACGAGGACGACAAUGACACAGACUCGGACAAUGACACUGAAAACGAAAACGGUUCCAUCCAUUCCGAUGCGGGCCUGUACGACACGACAGAGGACGACGACGACGGUGGCGGCGGCGGCGGCGGCGGCGGCGAUCCAGCUGAAAACGCAGCACGCCUUGCCGUCAAGCAGCGCCGGCUCCGUCGUCGUGAGGCCCGCCGCCGCCGCAAUGCACUCCGCAUGCAGCGUGCCUACGACCACAACGUGGGCGUGCUGGCGACAAUCGUGCAGCGGGGACUGCAGGAGGCCGCGCACGGCACGCUGCCGGGCGUGUCGACGGCCACGGGCGAAGCAGGCCAGCUGGCGGCGCCGAUUGGGCUGGCUCGGGCCAAGCGCGCAUUUGGGCUGCUUUUGCGCACAGACGUCAAGGGCCGGCGCGUGGAUCUGCGCAAGAACGAUAUGUGGGCCAUGGGCGCCGAGCUUCUCAUGCGGGAGGGCGAAGACGAGGGCGAAGACGAAGGCGACAAGGGACGUCCUCGUCGCUGGGGCUCAGCGGCCAAUAUGCCGCGUGUUCGUGCUUUCUACGAGGACUUGAUCCAGCAGCACCCUUACAACCGGCUGUUUCCACGGUCUGUGAACGCGCUGACGUUUUGGCCGGCACUGGCUGGCACCGAGCUGUACAACAUCCACACAGAGGUGCAGCUGGCGAAUGAGCGCCUGGAUGCCAAGGCGAAGCAGAGACGGAAGACGAGAGAGACGAGAGAAAGGGCGGCGCACGGCGACGGCGAGGAUGGCAGCAGCUCUGAAGACGCUUCGCAUUCGACGUCGGACUCGGACGCGGACGCCAGCCAUGACAGCGACAGUCCAGACGCAAACAGCAACGACAGCGAUGGCCACAGGCGUCGCCGUCGGCGCAACCAUCCCGACCGGCUGGCGCGCGAAGACGUCCGGCAUGCCGCUCUCGAGCAGCUCCGCGACCUGGCCCGCCGCAUGGAUGCCAUCAUGGCCGGCCCGCCGUAUGCCACAAGUCCAGAAAUGCUGCGGCUGCGCGGCAUGGUGGCGCUCUAUAUGGGCGACCUGGCCAUUGUAACGCCGCCACGAACGCAGCCGGAGACGCAAGAGGGCGAGCGCGUCCGUGCCCAAGAACAGUCGCGUGCGCGUGCUCGCUUUGCGCGGCUGCUCGAAGUGGACCGAGAUGUGCAGUCCGGGCGGCAGCACAAGCGUGGAGGUGUGCCGGAUACGGUGGUGGAUGCGUACAUUCAAAGUCUGGCGCGAGGCGGAGGCGACGUCCAUGGCCACCAUAGCAGCAGCGAAGAGGACGACGACGACACGCCGACGGCACUUCUGCCUUUUGGCGUGGCACCGGCGCUGGCGCUGCUGGUCGCCGUUGGUGUGGCAGCAGACGCUGCACCUGGGACACCCGGCGCACCUGACACGACAGACGACUCGCGGUCGCUGCCGUCGCCGUCCCGAGCCACGGCACCCAGCAGUCCCGGACCGUUGGCGGCGUCUCUAAGCCGACGUCCUCCUGGGUUGUUGGUGCCGAUCGUACCGCUGCUGUUGGUGUUCCCGCCGUUUCCUAUAGGUCGCUUCCUAGGCACGACAAUCCGCAUCCACGGCGGGCGUGGUACCGGCCCCUCAUCCAGCUCGGCCCCGCCUGGCCGCGCCCCCUGGCGCUCGCGCCGAUAG
Molecule: messenger RNA, 1989 nt
Organism: Sporothrix brasiliensis 5110
Lineage: Eukaryota; Fungi; Ascomycota; Sordariomycetes; Ophiostomatales; Ophiostomataceae
Exons: 2
Coding region: 1-1989 (662 amino acids)
Biological process (GO): nucleolar large rRNA transcription by RNA polymerase I
Cellular component (GO): RNA polymerase I core factor complex
Molecular function (GO): TBP-class protein binding; RNA polymerase I core promoter sequence-specific DNA binding
Source: RefSeq, a predicted model, not a curated record